GACGCACUGGUUCGCCUUCCCACCAAUCUCGACCCUCGACGCGUUCCGUUCGUGCGUGCAGCAAUCCGGACCCGAGGAGAGGCAGCGCGGUGGGCAGGGGCUGCGGCACGCCGAGUAGUGGGCCAGCGACGGCGUGGAUGGCGGACUCGCAGCUGUUCUGCGUGGCCGAGGAGCGCAGCGGCCACUGCGCGGUGGUGGACGGAAACUUCCUCUACGUGUGGGGGGGCUACGUGUCAAUUGAAGACAAUGAAGUAUAUUUGCCUAAUGAUGAAAUUUGGACCUAUGAUAUUGAUAGUGGGUUAUGGGUGAGAGAAAAGAUCUAUUUCAAUGAACAAAUGAGAAGCAAACUAAAAGUGUGUCCCUCUGUAUUGUUUUUCAGAUUAAUAUAUUUUGGUGGUUAUGGGUGCAGGAGACACAAUGAACUUCAAGACUGUUUUGAUGUUCAUGAUGCAUCUUGGGAAGAACAAAUAUUCUGGGGAUGGCAUAAUGAUGUCCAUGUAUUUGAUACAAAAACACAGACUUGGUUUCAACCAGAAAUUAAAGGUGGAGUUCCACCACAGCCACGAGCCGCGCAUACGUGUGCAGUUCUUGGAAAUAAGGGUUAUAUCUUUGGCGGACGUGUUUUGCAAACUAGGAUGAAUGACUUGCACUCUCUAAACUUAGACACCUGGACUUGGUCUGGAAGGAUUUCUAUUAAUGGAGAAAGUCCAAAACAUCGGUCCUGGCAUACUUUAACACCAAUAGCUGAUGACAAACUUUUUCUAUUUGGAGGACUAAGUGCAGAUAAUAUUCCAUUAAGUGAUGGUUGGAUUCAUAAUACAAUAACAAAUUGUUGGAAACAACUUAUACAUUUACCUAACACAAGACCCAGGUUAUGGCACACAGCCUGUUUGGGAAAAGAAAACGAAAUAAUGGUGUUUGGUGGGAGCAAAGAUGAUCUACUUUCCUUGGAUACAGGUCACUGUAAUGAUUUAUUGAUCUUUCAAACACAGCCUUAUUCACUACUCAGGUCAUGCCUAGACUGUAUUGGUAAAAAUGCUAUUAUUUUAAAAAGCCAAAUAUCUCUAUUACCUCCUAAACUUCUCCAACAAGUACUCAAAAAAAUCACAUUUUGGACUGCUGCCAAUCACCGAGAAGAACAAAGAGCCCAAAAAGAUGAAACAGAAAAUAAGUAUCAGUGGAUCAGUAGCAAUUGAAUUGUUAUAUACUCUCUAUAUAUCUAAUACACUUAAACAUAACAUUUCAAUCAGAGUAUACAUUUACCCCCCCAUAGCAGGCUUUAUUUAAAGGAUAAAAUAUGAAACAAAAUGCUGUGUUAAAGUUAUUAUAUAGCAUGGAAUAUACAGAAAUGAGAUAUAAAUACAGAUUAUAUUUGUAAACCAGUGUCCUUAUAAUCUACAGAACAAAUAUGCUUUCUGAAAGUAAGUAGAGUUAUAACAGGUAUUAAAUCAAUGUGUACUCUUUACUGGAAAGAUUAUGCAAAUUUGAGAAGAAAAAUUACCCUAAGGACUUCAGAAAUUCCCUAACAUAAUUGUAGAUAUGUGUAUAAACAUUACAUACCAACUUUCAGAAAGAUAAAUUCUCUCAAGUUGCUUUAAAAUUACCUGUCUCCUAUAAUAGUUAUUUAAAAACUUCUCCUUAAAUAACUAAUACAGCUGGUCAAAAAGCAUAAAAUAGGCAGAUACCAGUACUGUAUUAACUCCAGCCCUUCUGGCACUUACUUAGUAAAGUGUUCUUAGGCAACAUUGUAACUUUUCUUCACCCUUUGGAUGGAGAAAUACAUGUCCUCAAUUCUGACUCCAAUUAAGUUAUUUAGUUUGUCCAGUUAUACACACACACACACACACAUAUGAGGCCAAUUUUUAAUGUAUAUAAAGUGAAGGUUUAUUUUAUCAUACAGGCUUUGGAAUAUUGAGAUGUGGUAAUUUAUUUCAUGUUAAAAUACAUUUUGCCUUGGAAAAAUAAUUUUUGUAAGCAAUAAAAUGGGGUAGUAAUAUAGCAAUUUGACUAUGAAAAGCCCACAGUUUGACUCAGUCUGCUCCAUAGAGUUGAUGCUUAAAACAUCAGGAUGUUCAAAAUCCUUUGAAUCCUUUUAAAAUAAAAGUAUUUACCAUCUAUCGAGAAA
Ictidomys tridecemlineatus (thirteen-lined ground squirrel) is the source of this 2125-nucleotide messenger RNA. The record is from RefSeq and is a predicted model, not a curated record. Lineage: Eukaryota; Metazoa; Chordata; Mammalia; Rodentia; Sciuridae.